AGAAAGUCAGCGACCACCUGGAGUUGUUAAGUAUACUGAGCACUGACCGAGUAGUAACCAAAAUUAUGUACUCAUACAGCUCUCACACGGCUCUCUCAUCGUCGGAGCCCAAGGAGGCGGCAAUGGAGCGGGACGACGGCGACCACGAGACGUUUUGGAGCGCCCACUGCAGUCUCAGCUCAUCGACGGGUGACGAGCGGGACGAGCAGCAGAGCUCCCCUGGCGCAGAGGGCGCGGUGUUCGUCGCGUUAUCAGACGAUGUCAACGAAGGGAUGAGCACCUUGCUGUGGGCGAUGAAGAACCUGGCCAAGGAUGGAUCUAGGGUUGUGAUAGCUCAUGUCCGUAGCCCCACACGAUCGACCCACAAAACUCAUCAUGGCAGCAUGAGACCAGAAGAGGUCAGCAAUCAUAGAAACUUACAGCGGGACAAAACAGGGAAGAACAUGGAUGAAUAUGCCCUGACAGCGAAACGCGCGACAAAAGAUCUAGAGAUUGACUGUGAUGAAGUGGUGAUUGAGAUGGACGAUGUUGCGGAAGGACUCGCACAACUCAUUGCUAUUCAUGGCAUCACCAGGAUUGUAAUGGGAGCAGCUGCCGACCAACACUACUCAAGCAGCACCAGCACGAUAUAUUACACUACUCUGUGUUUUAAAUAUAGAGACUGCAUUUUCAAACUUUUUUUCCUAACAAGUAGUGAAAUAAGGCUAAGGCAGGCUUCAAUUAACAAACUUAUGCACAAUCUAAUAAUGUUCUCAACCUAUAGGGAAAUGAAAACACCGAAGUCCAAGACAGCGCUCAAGCUGAUGGACACAGCAGCUCCAUCAUGCAAGAUAUGGUUUAUCUGUGAUGGGCAUCUGAUAUGUACCAGUUACAAGGAAAAUCUUCUUGCAAUAUCCCCGUCACCUGUACAACGCACAACACCAUCUUCAGUGUGCAGAAUUUCGAGCCAGAUGAGAUCAAUGGCACUGAAGAAUGAAGAAGCAAGCUCAAAAGGAUAUAAUUCAGCUUCAUCGUUUGAAUCACAAAUGAGUGACUGGGAUUUUUUGUUUGGAGAUUGGGAAAAGACCACUUAUAUCUCAUCGAGGACAGAUGAUGCAGUCAGUAUAUCUGGAGCCACAACUUUACCUGUGAUUAUUGGUGAUGCACACAAACUAAGACAAGUGAAACACUCUCCAACUUAUGAAUCUGAUGGCAUCCACUUGGUGCCUGAAUGUCAUAUGGAAGAAGCAUUAAUUGUAGAUGAAGAAACACAUUUCGGACAUCAGGAGGUGUACACUGUAGCUGAGCUGUGGAAGGGACAUGACGAAUCUAACAAAUGUGACAAAGCCGCAGAUCUGCUUUCAGCUCUUCAAAGAGCUAAAGUUUCAGAAGAUACGUAUCUUCAUGAGGUGAACCAGCGGAAACAGAUUGAGGAGAUACUUACAAUACAGAGGCUGGAGAUUGACGAAAUGAAAAGAAGACGCUAUGCGUUACAUGAUGAACUACAGGAUUCAAAGAAGCAGAAGCUCAUGCUGGAACAGCAUAUCAUUCAGAUCGAGACUGCUAGAAAGGAUAAUGUAAAGGAGAUUACUGACUUCUUUACAGAAAAAUCGUGCGAGGAAACUAAGAAAUGCCUAAAACUCGAAAUGGAUCUGCUUUCAGCACUCCAAAAAGCCAGGGAGAUGGAGAAUCUGUACCAAAACGAGAAGGGGCAGCGGUUAGACAUGGAUGUGAAGAUUACGAGACAGAGGGUGGAGAUUGAAGAAACAAAGAAGCAUCGUGAUGAACUAUAUUAUGAGCUAAAAGAUUUAAAGGAACACAUACUCAGGCUAAAAAUAAUUGAUGUGCAGGAUGCGCCUGAAGAAACUAACAGAAGAAGAAGGGCUGAAAGAGAUCUGCUCUCAGCUCUUGAAAUGGUUAAAGAACUAGAGCAUGGUAUUUUGCGUGAGAUGAGAAAGCGGAAAGCAGUGGAGGAGGCGCAUGCAAUUCGGGAGGAGGAAAUUCAGGCAAUGAUACGACAGCUGGCAGAUAUAAAUGCCAAAUAUAUAAAGUCAGCCAUAAAAUUUCAUGAACAAGAGCUUGAAAAGAGCAAACACUUUAUCCAAGAAAUUCAAGCAAAGUAUGACAAGUCACUACAUGAGAGAGAUACUGCAGUAACAGAGGCUAAAGAAUUGCGGCAAAAGAAUAAGCAUGGAGCCUUGGUGUUCUCACUAUCUGAGCUGCAGCAAGCAACCAAAUGCUUUGAUAUAUCACUCAAGAUUGGCGAAGGUGGAUCUGGAAGAGUCUAUAAGGGUUUCCUCCGAAACACGACUGUAGCUAUAAAGUUGCUUCAUUGUCAACGCCUUCAAGGACAACAAGAAUUCCAUCAAGAGGUUGCUUUUCUCAGUACAGUGAGGCAUCCUAACAUCAUGAUGUUUAUAGGAGCAUGCCAAGAAGCUUCUGGUUCUGGCCUGGUGUACGAGUUCCUCCCAAAUAGGAGCCUUGAGGAACAUCUCUCUUGUAAGGAAAAGAAAAACACACCACCAUUGACAUGGCAAGUGCGCACCAGGAUUAUUGGGGAGAUAUGGUCGGCUUUGACGUUUAUCCACUCCCACAAGCCUCUCCCCAUUGUUCACGGUGAUCUAAAGCCGGACAAUAUUCUUCUUGACGCUAAUUUUGUGAGCAAGUUGAGAAUCUGCCAGGUUUCGAAAAAUCCAAGGGCCACAAAGAACACUAAGGAUCCCAAGUUCUUAACCACUGGGGAACUCACCCCACAGUGCGAUGUGUACUCCUUUGGCAUUAUCAUCCUACGCCUGCUGACAGGAAGGUCAUCGCAAAAGAUCGUUGUGACUGUAGAAAAAGCGAUGGAGAAGGGGCACCUGCAUUCCAUUAUCGACGAUUCCGCAGGGAGCUGGCCAUACCAACAGGCCGACCAGCUUGCGCGUGUUGGACUGAGAUGCACCAACUUGAGUGGGAAGCGCCAACCAGAUCUUAUAGAGGGGGUGUGGGGAGAGCUCGAGCCACUGAUGAAGGCCGCCUCCUGGAACGCUGGGCGGCCAUCCUUUGCAGCUUCGUCAGAUGACACACACACACCAUCCAGCUUUGUCUGUGCAAUCUCUCAGGAGGUGAUGCGUGACCCCCAGAUUGCAGCAGAUGGGUUCACAUACGAAGCUGAAGCUAUCAGAAGGUGGCUCGACAGUGGACACGACACGUCGCCGAUGACGAACCUGAAGCUCAAACACUGCGAUCUCACCCCAAACAGAGCGCUCCAUUCGGCAAUUCUCGAGUGGCAACAGCAGCAGAAGAAGCACGGGACAUGACUACAUGAGGAUCUGUCAGACUGUCACGAACUGCAUCCGAUUCAUGAAGGAGUACAUUCAUCUCGGCCUCGGAUGUAAGCUGUUAACAGAUAGUUUAGACCUAGGUAUAUACGCAAGCAAAACCGAUCCAUUCAUUCCCCUCCCGCGGUGGCGGCGGCUAGGGUGAAGCUUCCUUCCCUCGAGGCUCUGCCGAUGAGCCCGUGGACUCACCUCCUCUCUGUCUGCCGCUCCAGCGGCCAGCGGUAGGGAGGGAACUCAAAUGUGAGAUUCAGAGAAAAAACUAUUUGCAUGUGUGGAAAGAUAAAAACCAAACAGAUCCCUAGUUAUGCCUUUGGACUAGCUCACUAUUGUUGAGAAAACCAUCACACUUGCAUGAUUCACUUCCUUGGCUGAGAAAACUAUCAAGAAACCAAAAAAGUUAACCAGCAAU
Messenger RNA from Triticum dicoccoides, 3708 nucleotides. Its product is annotated as U-box domain-containing protein 33-like. NCBI's taxonomy places the organism in Eukaryota, Viridiplantae, Streptophyta, Magnoliopsida, Poales, Poaceae. The record is from RefSeq and is a predicted model, not a curated record. Gene Ontology annotation, biological process: protein ubiquitination; protein phosphorylation. The transcript is spliced from 14 exons. Bases 66 to 3278 code for a protein of 1070 amino acids. Gene Ontology annotation, molecular function: ATP binding; protein kinase activity; ubiquitin-protein transferase activity.